AUGCACAACGUGUUCAACGAGGCCCUCCUCACGCCCUACACCCCGCCCGCUUUCGCAAAUCAAGCCAACCCGCCGGAACCCCCACCUGAGAUGAUCGACGGUGAAGAACGUUAUGAAGUUGAGGCCAUCAUUAACUCCAAGAUCAUCGGCCGAGGCGCACACCGGAGCAUGAUGUAUUUGGUCAAGUGGAAGGGAUACUCAGACCGUCACAACAGUUGGGAACCCGUCGCCAACUUGAUGCAGGACGCCGACGAAGCAAUUGACGACUACCACAAGGCGCAUCCGCGAUGUAUGCGUGUCUAG
Peniophora sp. CBMAI 1063 is the source of this 303-nucleotide messenger RNA. The record is from the annotation of a GenBank genome assembly. NCBI's taxonomy places the organism in Eukaryota, Fungi, Basidiomycota, Agaricomycetes, Russulales, Peniophoraceae.